Messenger RNA from Vigna radiata var. radiata (mung bean), 2381 nucleotides. Its product is annotated as putative non-specific lipid-transfer protein 14. The record is from RefSeq and is a predicted model, not a curated record. Gene Ontology annotation, molecular function: lipid binding. Gene Ontology annotation, cellular component: membrane. Gene Ontology annotation, biological process: lipid transport. Lineage: Eukaryota; Viridiplantae; Streptophyta; Magnoliopsida; Fabales; Fabaceae.
AUUAGGUAGGAAAGCAAUUGGUGAGAACACAUAGGUGACGUCUCACCAGAAUCACCACUCAUUCCUUUAACUAUACCCUUUUGGGUUCACCUAAUUUGUGUUUGUAUUUAAAGACUACCAGCUGUUCAUUACUUCUACUGUACACUUGGUUGGGCUCACCCAUUACUUUCGUACAAAAGGGGAUUUCUUAACACGUUCAAUUGGGGUUCUGAAAAAAACACUCAUGAUUUUAGCCCAUCUACUUUCUUCAUACAUCAGAAGUAUAAUUAAAAAGUUGAAAAACUCAGCUAAAAGUGGCGUCGCCCGGACUCGAACCGGAGACCUUCAGUGUGUUAGACUGACGUGAUAACCAACUACACCACGACACCAUUUGAUUUUGACUGCUUCUGUAAAUAAUAAUAACACUAUGACCAUGAUAUCUUUUCAAAUGGUUACGUCAUGCAUGUCUCAAAGCUCAUAGAAAAUUCAUGUAAAACCACAUGCUUCACAUUGCACACCAACCCAUUAUAUUCUUGUUAUAUAUCAUAUAACUUUAUAAUGUAAUGAAGGGAGUCCACUUAACUAAACUUAAAAGGGGGAAAAGAAAGUCUUCCUUAGAAGCAUAUUGUGAUGGAACUUUGUGUGGGAUGCAACAAGUCUUUAAGAAUAAUUGGGUUGGCGAUGUUGUUGUCCUCGGCUCCAAUUGUAUCUUCAUUUAUAGAAUGCUCCAUAAUUACUCAGCUUUUCUCAGCAUGCUCCUUGUUCAUCACUCACGGCACCCCAGACCCCAUUCCAGGGUCCCCUUGUUGUGCUAUGUCUGGGGUGAACAAUAUUGCCAACACUGCUGAUAAUAGGCAAUAUGUUUGUAGGUGCUUAAUGGACCUCAUUGACAAUUUCAGUUCAAAUGCCUCAGCCAUUGGUAUCUUACCAGGCUUAUGUGGUAUCUCUUUGGGAUUCAAUAUUGAUCCUAAUGCAGACUGUAGUUUGUAAGUUAAUAUAGUUUAUACUUUUAUACCAUAUUUGGUGUAUAAUAAUCUAUUUAGAGUUCAUGUUUAAAUAAGAUAGAAGAAGGUCUUCAUCUACCACCGUUAAUAGUCACUAGAAAUAUAUGAAUAUAUGUGGUGUGACCAUGGCAGAUGUUCAUAGCCAUGUUAGUGACAUUGCUAUGCCCCCACACCAAUAUGUUGGGUGGUGGUUGUCGUUGGAUACUUGAAGCUAAGGUCGCUCCAAUGUUUUAUUGCACUUAUUUUUCUAGUAUUUUAUGUUUGAGUGAAAUCAGUUCAACUAAUUCAUAAUGACCGAUGUCAACCAUAAAACUCGAGCUUUCUCUUCCUUUUAAUUCAGGAGAAAUCCGCUAACAGUAAAUCUGACCUCUUUAUUGUAAAGGUUCAAUUCAAUUCAAAGUUGUUACUCCUUUACAACUUUUGCAUCAGUGGAGAAAAGCUAAUGAUUUUGGCAUAAUGAAGGUGGUCAGACUUUAUAAAAGCAGGAAAAGGAAAGUGCAUUAUAAGUAGGCAUUUGAUAAAAGCAUUUACAAAAGGAGGAGUUGGGUGUCUAAGUGAGAUUAGUUGUACAUUAAUUAUUCUCAGAAACAGCUGCAUAUAAUCGCUUGAUUUCAACUCCAUGGCCUAAGGUGAGCAUCCAAGGACACAGUUCCAAUUCGUAGUCUUAUCAAAAACAAAAACUAGAACAGAACAAGAAGGGCAAGAUCCAAAGGUGUGAAUAAUGCUGUCAUAUAUGAAUUAUUUUGUCCUUUUGUUUCUUGUCCCUGUCUGACAAAAUGGACCACCGAAAGACCAAACUACGGAGAAAGCAUAGAUCUAAUCUCCGUGAGUUCACAGUGAAUAAAUCAAAAUGGGAAUACUAAGUGAAAGCAACAGUUAUUCUUUAAAUAACCCUCAGGCAAGGUUUUGUAAAUUUUAUUGUUUGAUACACAAUGGGAUACUAAGAGGAAGAAGGAUGCGGAGUCAAACUUGCAUCCAUGCAAAUUAUAGAAAAAAAUAAGAUGAUUGUUAGUUCCAUUAUGAUACAUCAUGGGAAGACAAAAUUACAUUGCAAGUUAUAUAUAUAUAUAUAUUAUAAAAUGAUGAAGACCUUUACAAGUUGACAGGAAAAACGGUGUGUACCUGAACCCGUUUUCUGGAAUAGAGUGAUCAAAUCAUCAAAAGAAGCAAAACCAGAUUAGUGGAUUUUGAGAACAGCUUUAGCGUUCAAAGGAAAAAGUGCAUACCCCACAGGCCAACAUCUUUCCAAAAAUUUCUGCGGUAGCCACGGAACGCCGAUUGUAUCUUAACGGCGGCACUCUGCUCCGGCAACCGCAGCUGUCUAACACGCGCCGCGGCGGCAGGUCUUGUGCUAUUGCUGGUACUUGUGGCGGCGGUGGCGCCGCUCGUGAGUCUGAC